AUGCCUUCCCCGACAGAUAACGUAGCAGUCAAUGUUCCAGACCCAGAGCAUCUUCCUGACAAAGUCGGAGGACCUAAAACCACAGGAAUGAUCGGUCGCACAUUCGAGUAUCAAUACCCAACCGGGCCACAGUACCGCAUUAGUUUCAGCAAGGGACUGGUAUACUUUACGGUCCCUACCCUCUCGGAUGGAACCACGGUGCUCGCGCUUCCCUACCAACAGCGGGAGGUCCGUCCUAAUCUGUUUUUGGUGCAUUGGAUUGGACCUGGAAGACAGGGACAUGUAGCCCUGGUAUUUGACAUGGAGCAAAAGAAGGUUGACUGUGCAGCAUUAAUGCCUGCCGGGCUAUACGAGCUAUUCGAUCGUGCUGUAUUUAAAGAGGUCUAUGAGAAUGGGGACUCAGCGUUGUACUUACCAUACGAGUGA
This is a messenger RNA of Penicillium odoratum, 426 nucleotides long. RefSeq lists its product as uncharacterized. NCBI's taxonomy places the organism in Eukaryota, Fungi, Ascomycota, Eurotiomycetes, Eurotiales, Aspergillaceae. The transcript has 2 exons. The record is from RefSeq and is a predicted model, not a curated record. Bases 1 to 426 code for a protein of 141 amino acids.